AUGGACGGCGUCAAAAGAAGCUGGGAUGCCAUGGACGCUGGCGGCGCGCUCUUGGACACUUUUGCAACCGUCGCCUUUGGCAAUGCCCUCGCCCCCGACACGCACGCUCCCAGCAGCAGGAGCAGCAGCAGCAGGAACAUCAAUGUCGGCAGCGAGCCCGGCAGCGAGCCCGGCGGCGAGCCCGGCAGCUGCGCCAAGCUCGACGACAACGCCUCUGCUGCCUCUCGCCAAAAGAGCUGCAACGCCUGCGUGAGGGGCAAAAGGCGAUGCGACAAGCGUACCCCUCAGUGCAGCCGCUGCUGGGCCAAGAGCCUGGACUGCGUCUAUCAGAAACUGCCUCCCGGUGCCGGUGCCGCUGCCUCCGUCUCUGAACCCAGGUCGGCAGUCCGAGGCUCCUCCAUCAGCAUGCCUUCUUCGGCCGGCCCUUCCUCUUCCGUUUCCGCCGCUUCCGCGAGACGGAUGGUCUCUUCACUAUCAGGCUCCUUCUCGCUCCCUCCGGCUGCGUCUUCCCUCACCUCCUCGGCGGCUGCUUCUGCGGCAAACAUGGCCACUGCAACUAUAGGUGGUGGUGGUGGUGGUGGUGGUGCUCACACAGCCACGGCCGCUUGUCUGUCCAAUACGAGCACCUCACCCUAUGUCUCCGAUGUCCCCGAUGUCCCCGAUGUCCCCGAUGUCCUCGAUGUCCCCGACUUCGAGAUGGGCUUCGACUUGGACAGUCUUGGCACUGGGACCGAUACCAGCCCCGAGAGUUUCCAACCUGACUCCGGCGUGCCGCUGGCUUCCGCUCAUGGCAGCAGCGGAAUCGACUUCUCCAUUGCGGACUUUAUAUCCCAGGCCGCAGCCGCCAACGACGACGACUUCUGGCAUUUGAACAGCUUUGGCGCAGACACCACCGACAAGUCGAAUAUUCCGCCUUUGCCAACCAGCCUGGCUGCCGCCAUGGCACCCCCUUCCAUGAAUCCACAGUCGCCGCCGCCACCUCACCAGCUCCAACCUAUCCGCGACUACUCCCUCGUCAAAGACUGCGCGAACCUUUGUAUAUCCGUCGACCCGCUGACUGUUCAUGACCCCAAUACCCGUAUCGGAUACAUCGUCUCUUUCUUCAAGCGAGUGCACGACGUCUUUGCUCGGACGCGAGCCUUGCCAUUCAUGCAUUCGCGUCUAUGGAUAGGUCAACUGCCGAAACCUAUCCUCGCUGCCUUCUCGGCCUCGGCUGCUUAUGCCUCUUGUACAUCCGCUAACAAAGGCUGGACGGUAAAAUUACUCGUCGACGCUGGUCGCGAGAUCCAUCAGGAGGGAGAACGCGCCGUGAGCAAUGAGGAUAAGCUGUCUCGCGUACAAGCUCUGCUAAUUCUGAACACGAUGAGAAUUUUCGAUGGGGACCUUAUUCUUGGAGCCGCCGCGGACAGAGAGCUGGGACUUUUGCUGACGUGGCUGAAAGAACUUAGAAGCAUGCUGGACCAUCUCGAAGCGGAGGAUGGUUGUCGCGGAGGAGAUGGUCUUCUUAUCAAGGGAAAGCCCCCUAGAUCGUGGCAGGACUGGGUUUUUUUGGAGAGCACAAGACGUACUCUACUGACCUCGUAUGCCCUCGUAUCCAUGUCCCUGAUGCUGAAAUCUGAAACCCCCGAUGCAGAGAUGUGGUCCCAGGAGAACAACUUCACUGCCUCUCGUCACCUCUGGGACGCUACAAGCUCGGUCGAAUUCUACCGCUCCUGGCGUGAAAAGCCGCAUUUUUUGAUCACGAACAUGGGCUUCAAGGAAUUCUGGAGCAAUGCCGGACCUGAGGAUUGCGAUGACUUUACGAAUCUCAUGCUCAUCUCACAGGUUGGCGUCGACACCGUGGCGCAUUUCAUGAACGGGGACACGGAUAUACCCGUGAAUGCAGGGCGGGCACCUUGA
Messenger RNA from Ustilaginoidea virens, 1899 nucleotides. RefSeq lists its product as uncharacterized. Gene Ontology annotation, molecular function: DNA-binding transcription factor activity, RNA polymerase II-specific; zinc ion binding. The transcript has 4 exons. The record is from RefSeq and is a predicted model, not a curated record. The coding region runs from base 1 to 1899 and encodes 632 amino acids. NCBI's taxonomy places the organism in Eukaryota, Fungi, Ascomycota, Sordariomycetes, Hypocreales, Clavicipitaceae. Gene Ontology annotation, biological process: regulation of DNA-templated transcription.